Molecule: messenger RNA, 965 nt
Organism: Vicia villosa (hairy vetch)
Lineage: Eukaryota; Viridiplantae; Streptophyta; Magnoliopsida; Fabales; Fabaceae
Product: lysine-rich arabinogalactan protein 19-like
Exons: 2
Coding region: 21-854 (277 amino acids)
Cellular component (GO): plasma membrane
Source: RefSeq, a predicted model, not a curated record
UCUUGUAUUCACAAACAACAAUGGCUACAAUGUUCUGGGUUCUUACUUUACUAAGCCUCACCUGCAUGCUAGAACUCAAUGCCCUAGCACCAGCAACUGUACCAUCAAAGUUGCCACUUACAAUCCCAGCAGCAAUUGCACCAUCAAAGUUGCCACCUACAGCCCCAACAGCAACUGCACCAUCAAAGUUGCUACCUACAGCCCCAACAGCAACUGCACCAUCAAAGUUGCCACCGACAACCCCAACGGCAACUGCACCAUCAAAGUUGCCACCUAAAACCCCAACAGCAACUGCACCAUCAAAGUUGCCACCUGCAACCCCAACAGCAACACCACCUGCAAAUGUGGCACCCAAAUCUGCUCCAGUGACAUCACCGGCUCCAAAGGUUUCACCUGCAUCAACUCCAAUAGUCCCUCCACUGAAAGUGAAACCACCAACAUUAGCACCAGUUCAAACGCCACCUGCCCUCGCACCAGUAAAGGCAACCCCGGUUCCAGCACCUGCACCCACAAAGCAAGCACCGGCUCCUGCACCAAUUACUUCACCACCAAUACCGGCACCAUCACCUGCAAUAAAAGCCCCAACACCAGCACCAGCAGCACCUAAGUCCCCCAAGCACAAGAAAAGAAAAUACAAAUACAAGCACAAGAAACAUCAUGCACAAGCGCCAGCACCAACAAUUAAGAGUCCCCCUGCACCACCAACUGAUAGUAAAGCAGAUGACGACACAACACCAGCACCAGCACCUAGUUUGAAUGGUGCACCAUCAAACCAUCAUCAAGGGAGAAAUAUAUGGGCGACAGCUGGACUUGCUAUCACAGUUUUUCUUGCGGUAACUGUCUACAGCUGCUAGACGGCACAUAGUACUACUAUGGAUUCAUUCUGAAUAAUGAGUGUCAAUACUUCCUAUUCUUUCUUUUUAUUUGCCACGAUCGGACAUUAAUGAAUAUGAAUAUUUGAAUAA